Tetrapisispora phaffii CBS 4417 is the source of this 1173-nucleotide messenger RNA. It is a transcript of the gene CPT1, whose product is annotated as diacylglycerol cholinephosphotransferase. The coding region runs from base 1 to 1173 and encodes 390 amino acids. Gene Ontology annotation, biological process: phospholipid biosynthetic process. The transcript has a single exon. Gene Ontology annotation, cellular component: membrane. Gene Ontology annotation, molecular function: phosphotransferase activity, for other substituted phosphate groups. The record is from RefSeq and is a predicted model, not a curated record. Lineage: Eukaryota; Fungi; Ascomycota; Saccharomycetes; Saccharomycetales; Saccharomycetaceae.
AUGGGAUUUUUUGUACCAAGUAAAAGUAUUGAGAAUUUAUCUCAAUAUAAAUAUCAAAGCGAAGAUCGUUCUUUGAUCACUAAACAUAUUUUAAAACCCUUUUGGUUAAAGUUUUCUAAUGUUUUCCCACUCUGGAUGGCACCUAAUGUGGUAACAUUAUUGGGUUUUUCCUUUAUUGCCAUCAAUGUGUUGACUGCUUUAUACUUUGAUCCAACUUUAACACAAGGUUCUCCACGCUGGGCUUAUUUAACUUAUGCUAUUGGUGUUUUCAUGUACCAAACCUUCGAUGCCUGUGAUGGUAUUCAUGCCAGAAGAACAGGUCAAUCGGGUCCUUUGGGCGAACUGUUUGAUCAUUGUAUCGAUUCAUUGAAUACCACAUUAUCUUUAAUCCCAUAUGCGUCAACAACAAGAAUGGGAUUUUCUUAUAUGUUUUUGUUAGCACAAUUUUCCUUACUGUGUAACUUUUAUUUAAGUACGUGGGAAGAAUACCAUACGCAUAAACUGUUUUUAAGUGAAUUUUCUGGCCCAGUGGAAGGUAUUUUGUCAGUAGUUAUUUCAUUUAUAUUAUGUGCUAUAUUCGGUGAUGAAGCAAUCUUCCAAAAAGUUUUAUUUGAGCUGAAGUUAUCUGGAUCUGUGUUCCCAAUCACUACGCUAUAUGGUGCAUACGUUUUCAGUACAAUAGCAUUAAUGUUCAACGUUUAUUCUGCUAGAAAUAAUGUUGUAGAGUACUAUAAAGGUAAUACUGAAAAUGAAAAAACAAUUGAAAAGAACAUAAGAACAGCAACUAUUGGUUUAUCUCCAUUUUUUACAUAUUUUGGCUCAAUAUUUGCAUUAACAGUGGUUGAACCUAGGUUUAUAUCGUUGCCGUUCAUUCUAACCAUUGGGUUAACCGUGGCAUUUGUUGUUGGGCGUAUCAUUGUAAACCAUUUAACAAAACAAAAGUUUCCUCUGGUUAAUGUCCCAAUGCUUAUUCCAUCUGUUCAAUCAGUAUUAUAUGUUAUUUUCAUCCAUAUCUUCAAUUAUAACGAUGUCGAUACAAUUUAUAAUUUGGUUUGGCUAAGUUUUGGUGUAUCUUUAGGUAUUCAUGGAAUGUUCAUAAAUGAAAUUAUCUAUGAAUUUACGACAUAUUUAGAUGUCUAUGCAUUAUCAAUUAAACAUCCAAAACAAGUUUAG